Molecule: messenger RNA, 4503 nt
Organism: Talaromyces proteolyticus
Lineage: Eukaryota; Fungi; Ascomycota; Eurotiomycetes; Eurotiales; Trichocomaceae
Exons: 3
Coding region: 1-4503 (1500 amino acids)
Source: RefSeq, a predicted model, not a curated record
AUGCGCACUCCUUUCGGUGGUUCUGGACCAAACACUGAAGAACCUCUGAGUGCAGGUGAGUCUGGUGUUGACAAAUCCGACGUUCAACCUGAUUUUUGUUCCAUUUCUCCCUCGGAAAAUCUUCCAUGCGCGCCUCUUGUUCAUGAUAUACCACCGUCAGUGAUUUCGGUGCCCAUUGUUUCUUUUGAGGAAUUCGCGACCCAAUAUCGGCGGCGCAAGCAGGCCGAGGCCCAAAAAUGGAAUCUGGAGAACCAUUUGCUUGCCACCAAGGUUUCGAUAUGUCUAACCUCGAGGCUUUUGAGAGCUGGCGCUACAGUCCAAAAAGGUCUGGUUGAAGUGUUUAAACAUGGAGACAAACCAAGCUUUAUUUCAAUAUAUAACACUAUCCAUGAUACCCAUGAUGUUUGUGAAGCUACCAGCCGCCCAACCUUACUCCCAAAUGGGCCGUCGGAGGAUUCCACCUCUUUGCAUCCGCAAAGAAACCGCCACUCAGGUUUUAUGCACCAGCUCAGCCUUCAGUGUAGGAAGGACCUUUUAGAAAUUCUUACAUUAAUCCGCACGGAUUCACAAUUUCUGGUUGAUCGCAUCACUGGUCUUUCUCCAUCCCAACUAUCGGCCCUAACUUCUUCCGUUGUUUGCUCCGGACCUGAGGAUCUGUUUUUAUCACUUCCCUCUUCUCGUUCCCGGAAUUCGCCAUCGUUUGUUAAGCGCGCUGGCCCCAGCUUUGUCCCGUUCAAGGAUCAUGCAUUGGCUUUUGAGCGUUCUGAUUCUCUUGCUGCACUUCUUUUUAAUGUGUUUGCCGUGCCAUUAGACUGGGACCUGGGAGAAUCGGAACUCCGCCUGGAUGUUUGGUCCUCAACAAGCGCUAAACUACUCAGUACCGGGGAUACCAAAUACCAUACCUUUGUCGGCCAUGUUCUGUCUUACUGGUCGCUUUGCAGUGAUUGGCAAGCCCGCCCAAAAAUUGAACUUUAUCUUAUGGAUGUCCUCCAGAAGGGUGCCUUCCUUCUCGAAAAUAUCGAAAACCCCGUGUCAAACCCGUAUGGAGUUGAGUCCCCGGACCCUUUAAGGACUGAUGCCGCCGAGGAAUUUUUUGAAACCGCUGUUCAGACUUUAUUUGAAGUUUUGGAUGAUUCUGAUGCUGGCCUUCCAUCUACCGCCCUGGAAUUUGGCAGUGCCAUUCUAACCAAAUUACCUGACACUGAGACUAAGGAUCGGUUUUUGGAGUACAUCUUUGUUCAAUGGCUCUUUGCGAAAUUUCUAUAUAACGCCUUGACUUUUCCAGAGAGCCAAGGCUUGCUCCUUGACUUCCACAUUAGCAAAGAAGCAAGAGAGAAACUCCUAGGACAAAUUGCUCUCCGAGCCCAGUCCCAGAUCUACCGGGUUCUGCACUCUGUUCCACAAUUCUCCACCGUUCAUCCCAAGGUGAGACAACAUGUCGAAGAUAUCCUUAAAAAGUUUGUGUUAGCCUCCAACAUGGCCACAAAUAUAACAUCUCAUACCUCUGGCGGUCCUCCUCUAACUACCGAAGAAAAUGUUUCUGAUUCUUCGCGCUUCCUAAUGCUCUCUGCCAUGGAUGUUGUUACGCUUCUGAAUGCUCUAUUUCCUAGGACCAACCAUAGCCAACAUGGAUCUCUAAACUCUCCGUUUACUGCUUUGGAUAUCUCACAAGGCGGCCCAAAGCGUGGAACUAUCCCUGCUCAUUGGUCUGGAAGAAUCGACACUGUCCUGGAACAAUCGACUCAAAAUAUCGACGCACAGAAACCCCCUCUAGAGAGCCCUUAUAACCGAAAAGCAGAGCUAAUUCGUUUCGAUCUGUCAGACAUAGGGGAAACAGAAGAUCGACCCAUCCUGGAUCACCCGUCAACCGAAGAUUGGACCGUGUUAACCAUAUCAGAUGAUGGCAAAUCAUUAACUUGGGAUUCCUCAACUACAAAUGAUUCUAGCGGCAUGUUUGAUGGCGUAUCUGAAGACGGUCACCGUUCUGUCACCAUCCAUCCGGAAGAGAAUUAUGAGGCACUUCAAACAGCUAUAGUAAGGCUAGUAAAUGAAUCGGAAAAGGCCAAGCAGCCCAUUAGGAGUCGUGCCACUGGUAUCCAUCAAUCUCGGAGCCUGUCACUAAAAAGCAGAUUUGACAGGGCACGCACGGCGUGCGAGAAUCGGUCAGAUUUCCUUGGUGCUCACUACUGGUGGACCGCAUCACAUCAUUUGGCCAAAAGUCUCUCCAAAUUAAAUAAACCUCCUCCCAAUGAUACAUGGGUUCUCUCACCUAUGCUCCGAUCAUCCAAUGAUGCAUUCACUCGAUGGAGUACUGUGAUCGACGAUUGCGAAGGAAGUCUAAUGACUCUUACCCCCAUCGUUGAUCAACUGAAAGAUCUUGCCAAGGACAAUCUGGCGCGCAUGGCCAAACUCAGGAACAAAAUGUGGUAUAUGACGGACGUCAAGAACUCGAUGCGGUAUGAAGACGCCAAACACGUGGCCCUGGCUUUGAAAACCAUGGUGUACCCGAACUUUCACCGAGAUAAUCCCAAUGAAUACCGCUCUCGUCAUGGGUCUCGGUAUCUUCCCGGAGCGUUUCUUCAAAAACCCGAGAUGCAGGUCAUGAACGUGAUGAAGGCCUCGAGUAGCCAAGGAGGCCCGAACAAGCUAAGUGACGAGCAGGUUGAGCUCACGCGGAAGUGGAUCACGCAUCACGGAAUUGACAACUUCUGCCGUGGGGAAGAGCGUAUUCAUCGAUUCUGCUAUGAAGUCAAGUCUAGUAUCAACAAAUUAGUUGGAGACACAAUGGCAGAAACACCGGUUCUUUGGGCAAGUGAGCUGUUUCAAAAAGAGCGAGCCAAGUUCGAAGGGCCAAGUAGCCGAAGCUUUCCUGGAAUCGCAAGUACCCCUGGAGCUCGACCUGUCAGUCAUGGCAGUGAUGAUGUCCUUCUCUCGACACAAUUCCCAAGCCUGGGCUCUCGCGCCACAGAGUCCUCUCGAUCACAAGACAACGCGCCAUUCAUGCAAAAAUUCUCUUACCAAACUCUAUCCUCGGAAAAAUGGCGAAGCUCGAAAAACGUUGAAGUUGAUACGAUAUCGUCUCUAGGCGGGUCCUCUACGAAAGCUGCAUCUACUUCGACAAGCGAUUCCUUCAGCACAUUCUGGUCACCAUUGCAAACUCAAGCCCAAUCAGCAGCAAGUGCUUCCAGUUUUCAGUCUCGCCCGCCGUCCAUGUUCAGUGAUGUUCCUACUCCGCGCCGCGUGGAACAAGUUGUUCAUGGCAAAACGGCUUUCUUAGAUGAGCUCCGACAGACAUUAACUAGCCUCCUAUUGAGUGACCUAGGAUCACCCGUGUGGAGCUGUGGCAGUGAGACUGAUGCCUGGUUCAUGAACUUCUUAAACCAGAAGCGCGUCCAAGUGCAAAUGAACAAAGAAGCCAGUAUUCAAAAAUUCCUGGUUGCUUCUGAAAAAAGGAUCCGCCAACGUACUGGCAGGCCGGUAUUUGGUCGAAAUUCCUUGCGGCAUCGAAGAACCCAGUCAGCAGAUUCAGUCCUUGGUAAAGAUGAGGUUUCUCCUAGAUUCCCGGCAGAGUCGGACUUCGACUCGUUAGCUGAGCAGUCCGUUAGAUCGGAUUUUGCGUACAAAGCUGCCUUCUCUCGGUUGCUUGAUGUUUUCUCGCGAAAUGCAAACCCAUAUGUGAAACUCGGAGCGUUGAGAGAUCUUCGGGCAUUGGUUGUCGCGUCUUUGAACUCGGCCAGUGAAAUUACAUCGGUCUCAAACAAGACAUCCACCGCCCGUAAUUUGAACUUGAUGGACAAUCCCAAUCUCAAACGUCAUAGCUUUGUCGAAACUCUCGCUGACGAAGAGUACCUGCGAACUCCCACAUCGCCCGUGCCAGAGUCCGUUGGGUUUGAAUCACGCCCUUCAUAUGACAUCCUGAGCACUUCGGAAAGCCAGAUUAUCAAGACAAUGAAGAGCCUAUUAAACGAACUGCAACCAAAGACAUUGUUUCGCGACUUGCAAUUUGUAUCUGCUUUUGUUCCCAGCGAGACGCUGAACAAGACCGACAGCGGAACGGCGUUCUUGCAAUUUGGUCUAGCAGCACUGUCUCUCAAAGACGAUGUCUGUUCCAGCAUGGUCGAACUGGCGGACAGAAUUGUGUCACAAGAGCUUAAUCAGCGCCAUUUGCAGACGUUUGAAACUACCUAUCGACCACAAGACCCCAUCGAAGAUGCGGCGAGGAUGUGGAUUAUCACUGCCAAGGAAGGUAACGCGGUGGCACAGCGUGAGCUUGCCAUCUUAUAUCUUACCCAUCCGGAAAUACUGCCGCGGGUGACCUUCCCCCUCACUCUUCCACGAGAUACAUUUAAAGCGGAGAUGAUGUACCGUCGUGACAGAGACUCUAAAUCAGACCCUCAAAGCAUGUGCCUGGCCCUGCACUGGAUGCAGCUGUCGGCUAGUGGAGGGGAUGAGUUGGCAAGGAAUCGUCUCCGUGAGCGAGAGGAAUUCGAGUCUCUUGUUUGA